Messenger RNA from Haliotis rufescens (red abalone), 2544 nucleotides. RefSeq names its product toll-like receptor 13. The transcript has a single exon. Gene Ontology annotation, cellular component: membrane. Lineage: Eukaryota; Metazoa; Mollusca; Gastropoda; Lepetellida; Haliotidae. Gene Ontology annotation, molecular function: transmembrane signaling receptor activity; protein binding. The record is from RefSeq and is a predicted model, not a curated record. Gene Ontology annotation, biological process: toll-like receptor signaling pathway; immune response. Bases 1 to 2100 code for a protein of 699 amino acids.
AUGGAUACGUGGAUUAUUUUCGUCUCCUUACCAUUCAUAGUACUGUGGUCUGCCAGGCUGACCGUGUGCAGAAGUGACCACCCAGAGAUCAGUGACCAAUCUCUAAGGCUUCAAGAACCGUGUUUCCCCUGCAAAUGUGAGAACGGUACUGCUUUGUGUGACAAUUUAGGUCUUACAUAUAUACCUCGAUUAUCGAAAGGUAUAUACAAUAUUACCUUUACAGGGAAUCGUUUACCGUCAAUUACUGAAGGAAAGUUUUCAAAUAUAAGUCAUCUGAACUUGAAGGACCUGGAUCUUUCUGACAAUAACAUUCGAUAUAUAUCCCCUAAGGCGUUUUCCACUCUACGCUGUCUCCAAAAUCUAUGUCUGAGAAGCAACAUAAUUCCCAUAUGGGUUUUAUCAGAAAGUUUCCUUGGCCUCAGCAAUGUCACCAGCCUCAAUCUGAAGGAUAUGCAUUUAAACAAUAUAUCAAGUGGUUUCUUCGAACAUAUGCCUACCUUGUCACUUCAAUACUUGGAUAUAAGCCAUAACUGCCUGGGACAAUUGAAUUUUGAUAUUCUUACGAAGUUUCAUGACCUGAAGAGUCUCCGAGUUGGCCAUAAUAGAAUAAAGACAGUGCAGUGGAAAUAUUAUCCUGCCCUUGAAGAGCUGUCGCUUGAUGAUUGCAACAUACAAGAUGUUCCCACUUUUUGCUCUGCAAAUGGAUCUUAUUUUCCAAACUUGAAAAAGUUGUUUUUCAAUCACAACCUUCUCUCCAAAAUAAAUUCCUCGUUCUUUGCAUGUCUAGAUAAGCUGGAGCUCGUGUCCCUGAACGGAAACCCCAUCCGUCAUAUUUUCUCGGGUACCUUGGCCUUUUUACCAAACUUACAAAAGGUAUUCAUGCAUCACAUGGAAAAUGUACAUUUUAUUGACGGCUAUGCUUUUAAUAACACCAACCUUCGUACGCUGAAUCUGCGAGGCAGCCGCAUAAUAUUAAAUGAGAUUGAUGCAAACGCGUUUGCAGGAUGCUACGGUCUACAGAUUCUUGACUUGGGUUACAACCAGCUCCAUACCAUGAACGAUUCCUUCUUUAACCAGAUGUUUAGAGACUUGCAUUCAUUGACGUAUUUAGGUCUUUUGUCCACACAACUUAAGGCAGUACCAACUGUUAUUCCUGGAGCCUUGUUCCAACUCGAGAUACUUUACAUGAACAAAAACAAACUUCAGAGCCUACCUAGAAACAUGUUAUAUCACCUGAGCAAGCUUACACAUCUUGAUGUAUCUUUCAACUUUAUCAGCACGAUUCACGAGGAUACAUUCCCGGAACAAAACCAAAAAACUCUGAAAUAUAUUAACCUUAGAAAUAAUUCAUUUUCCUGUUCAUGUGACAUGGAAUGGUUUGUUCAGUGGAUUCAGAGAGAUUAUUACAAAUUUCCCGGAUACCCAUCUUCUUAUACAUGUGCAUAUCCCCCUGAGUUCAAAUAUGCCCAAUUAUCUGAUCUGUCUUUCUCUGAACAGUACUGUCUGUUCCGGAAGACUGUAUAUGUAAUGCUGCUUGGGUUCGUCUCUUUGGGUGUGGUGCUUGUGGCUGUACUCUCUAUUAUUUACAAAUGUCGCUGGAAGUUACGCUACCUUCUGUACCUCAUCAACCACCUUGAAAUCUCUAAGUUGAGGGAUGACCAAAAUUGCACCUAUGACGGAUUCGUGGUCUAUUCCCCCAGUGACACAACAUGGAUUAUUGAGCACUUAAUUCCCUGCAUGGAGGAAAGAAAUGCACUAAAACUGUGUAUACAUGAGAGAGACUUCGAUGUUGGAGGUGCAAUCGUUGACAACAUUGUGGAGAGUGUGGAGACGAGUAGGAAGAUCCUCAUUGUACUGUCUAUCAAUACACUCCAAAGUGAAUGGUGUCAGUUUGAAAUGAACCUUGCCCAAAGACGAGCCGUUGGCGGAACUCAUACGAUCGUUGUGGUCCUCUUGAGCGACAUCCCUGGGAGGCUUUUCUCAUCCUCCAUAAACGCCAUUCUUGAGGAACAUCCGUGUGUAAUAUGGCCAGCGCCGCAAGAAGAUGAAACUGCUCGAGAUAUGUUCUGGGAACAACUGCUAGGACACUUUCGUAAUUAGAUUCACACAUGCCUAUAGUUUGUCAGGUAAUGAAGUGCAGCCCCUAUUUUGUUUGCCAGUUCAAAAACUGAUUUCACAUUUCUAGAAGUUUGUAUGGACACCUUUGGCAACUUACCCAAGUCAGAUAUAAAGACUGUUCGCUGUACGUAACAAAAAGGUUGUCUAUCUGACUGUUACUACUAAAACAAACAAUCGUGACCGUUGUGACAAAGGCUGAUUGGCAAUUAAGUGAACAUCAGUAGAUAUCUUUCAUAUUGCAGAAAACAAAAUUACUUUGAAAACAUCUCCUUAUCUUACUGUGUGUACAUAUGUAAUAUUAACUAUUAUAUAACUAUCAAUUAAUAUUAACUACGCAGGUGUGGGAGACAAACAUCUUUCUUAUAUGAAAAAAAUCGUCUUGAGAACCCAAUGAAAAAUUGGUAUUGGAAAGUUUGAAAGGUGCGC